Messenger RNA from Seminavis robusta, 3335 nucleotides. The record is from the annotation of a GenBank genome assembly. Lineage: Eukaryota; Bacillariophyta; Bacillariophyceae; Naviculales; Naviculaceae.
CUCAACCCAUCAUCAGUUGAGAUCAUGCUUUUUCCACUGCACUUUUUCAAAGAAAGCAUGGAAUCGAAUCAUUUGUGAAGGGAUUGACAAAGCAUGAAUUGUUACAACUGCUCCACAUGGUUGCUGCUGGUGUUGCUACUGUGCUCAUUUUGGUGCUGCAGCAGUAAAAAAACCUUGUUGCCUGCUCCAAUUGCUGUGGGUGAGAUCCAGGAUCUUUUUUACCCAAACGCAACGGCCACCGGAACAAACCAUGUUGCGGCCAGAAUCCGUCUUCCGUGGGCCAUCACCACCAUUCUAGGGGACUAUUAUCAUGCAGCGGGUUUUGAUGAAUAUUGGAAAGAACUGGUUGGUCUGGACAAUGACGAAAGUGUGAAUGGCAGCAAUGCUACCGCUGAGGAUACCCCUGCGACGGUAACAUCUUCCGAAGGGGGGCGCUGGAAGCAAUUAGUGGCUCAUCAGACCAAGGAUGAAUCUGGGUGUGGGGAUUCCAACCUUCAAUAUCUAUUCGCCGAUGAUGAAACAACCCAUUCCCGCCUAUUGUCUCUACUUGCUCAUGGAGACUUUUUUGAUGCUGUUCUUGGAGCCGUUGGCAAUGCCCGGAACUUGUCCCAGGCGAUGUUCUCCAUACACUCCAUGGGCUUUAUGGGCGCUACCUAUUCUCAAGCUGGGGUAAAUAAUCAAGGAAGGAGUAUCCUCAAAUCUCAUUUUUACCCCAAUGAUGACAACAACCAGAGCAACCCAAGUGCAUUUCAAAUUCUCAUCCCCGUGUAUCUCAAGCAAGGUUCUAGGCCCGAAAUCCAGGUAGAAGGAGAAGCCGAUAUCAUCAAAGUAAAGCAAAACCUCGACGUUGCAAUGAUUCUGGGAGAUACAACCAACUAUGGGACUGGAUCUUUUGAUUAUCGAGACAGUCCGGGAGAAAUAUUCAUCGCUUUCAGUGUCUUCUUUACGGUACAUGAUGCCAACGAAAGUGGGAAAAUUGAGGCUAGCAAGCCACCUACAAACAGUGACAAUCUGCCAUUUCCGCUACCUCAACAUGCACCUGUUGCCUGGAAGAUCGGCGAUCCCUUGUCAAGCAUUGUCAACAACUGGACGCUGUCUACAGAAGAAGGGACUUGCAUCGCUACUUCUGAUACAGAAGGAUCAUGCCAGGAAGAUGACAAACUCAGCGAAGACACCGUGUUUUUUUGGAGCGACCGCGAGCUUUACAACUGGAGUCACUGGACCUUUCAACAGUUCAAAGAAUAUUUGGAUUGCCAACAGUUCUAUAAAGAGGAAGACACCAAGCAGAAACGGCGCCAACCCCCAACAAUGGAAACGUGGGAGAAACUCAGAGCAAUCUACGCCUCCAUUGUAGGAUCCGACCAGUCCACCCUCUCUGAUGAUCCAGAUGCAAACAGCUUUCAUGCCAAUGUAACUGCCAAGAUCAGUUCACCCACUCGGGGAAGAGGUGUCUUUACCAACGAAUUCAUACCACAGGGCACGCUCGUGUACACUCCAAAGCAACAAGCACGAUUCUCCCAUGGACAGCAUUUCAAACAGUUUGUCAUGUCGGUCUCGGUCGAGCUAGCCUGCGAUUUAUUGGCAUGGACGACUAUUCAAAAGGUCGUCAUCGACGGCGCCGAACAGCCACCUCAGAUUGUUGUCGAUUUGGAUGAUGGCUCUUUGGUCAAUACUGGAUUCCGACCAAAUUCCACUGCUGCAGAGGGGGAAGACGAUAUUGCCAAUUUGGGAUGUAUCCCAGAUCUUGCUGUCAAUACAUCUGGCGGCUGCUCGGAGAACGACUAUGCCCUGAGCGACAUUCAGGCAGGUGAAGAAUUACUGAUUGAUUACGAAGAAUAUUCGGUUCUCGACGGUGAAGUCUGGGAAUCGUUUGGUUUGGGGGAUCCUACCACAAGUGACGAGAGCCAUGAUGAAGAGGGUAACGAGGAUUUUGACGACCAAGAAACCGGCGACGUCGACAGCGACUUUGAAGACAAGACUGAUAGUGAGUUCGAAGAUGAUGGAGAAGAUGGAGACGAAGAUUUCGAGGAUCGAUAUGGGUGAUGAGUAUCAUCGACGAGAUCUCCGAUACUUCAAAAAUAUUGCGACCGUCGAAUAGUGUACAUGUAGGAAGCAUUCUUUUAACUAGUGCUGCCGGCCCUGAACGAUACACGACGAUUCUGCCGCCAUGGUUGCAAGCAAACAGGCUCGUCAUUUGAUAGGCGAAUCCCCCGCCUGCACUCAUAGUGCAUGUACCGUACCGGGUGGUCUCUUGUCUGGUCCGAGUCCCGACUGCUACGUGGAAUCUUCUAGCUUGUUUUGAACGCAACGAGCAACCUUCCAAACUUCGAGAACGCUCGUCCCACCCAGAAAACAGCGGGGGCGCACCUACCGUAUCGCUCAAGUCUUUCUAUGCCUUGAAGCAACACACCCACAGAGGGAAGCUUUUAGGCGCCAGGCUGGUUCAGGCUAGUUUCCAGGGCUUUCAAGCCAGACACAUCGCGAAAUCCAUUGCACGCAGAAGACUUGCCAGUGCGAAAAUAAAUGAUCCUUUCGUUUGGCCCGUGAAGCAGACGAAGGUUGUGGCUGGUAAUGGACCAGCCAAAUGUAUGCAGGGCCUGGUGGGGGCUGGGACUUACCCCGUAGUAGUUCCUGAUGUGGGGUGCAGGUGUGUGGUGGGGCCUACUUUGGCUGCAGUGCGAGGACUUGAGCCAGACGUAGACCCAGGAUUUGGGCCCACCUACUUACGGGCGGGACCAUGACUUGGACCUGUAGGAGGUCUUGGUGUAGGACCUUGACUUGGGCCAGGUGUCGGGCCUCGUACUGGCCCAUUACUUGGGCUGGACGUUGGACCGCCUUUGAAUCGGGCCGCUGCUGGAGUAGGUGUCGCUAUACCGAUAAGGAAACCGUACCCACCACGGUACGGUGCUAGUCAGGCCAGGGUCGAAGCAGCAGUGGUACCUUCAAACCUGAGAAGAGACUCGACUCGCUGCCUCCACGGUUCAUCUGCCCAUCAAAGUUGGCACAGAGAAAUGCCGAACAUCUACUGUAUCUGGCUAGCUUGCUAGCUCUAUGCAUACCAUAGUAGACACCAUCGGAACCGGCAUAGUGGCAGCCCGCAAACAGCUUCCGCUCCCAGUCAGUUGUGGUGAAGUGCACCGUGGAUGAGUCAGUCAGUCCUGAAUGUUGCCUCCACGGGACCGGCACACUGACUCAGUAACACACUCCCGAUCAAUCAUCAAUGGAAGUUUCAACACAAUACAAGACAUUAUUAGGGUUCUUACUGAUGAGUUGUAAGGCAUGCGGACAGACUGAGCUUCGAUUGCUGCGUGACAGCUUGUGUUUGAUGUUGGGUG